Olea europaea var. sylvestris is the source of this 1229-nucleotide messenger RNA. RefSeq names its product sm-like protein LSM8. Bases 703 to 999 code for a protein of 98 amino acids. Gene Ontology annotation, biological process: mRNA splicing, via spliceosome. The record is from RefSeq and is a predicted model, not a curated record. Gene Ontology annotation, cellular component: U4/U6 x U5 tri-snRNP complex; precatalytic spliceosome; U6 snRNP. The transcript is spliced from 6 exons. Lineage: Eukaryota; Viridiplantae; Streptophyta; Magnoliopsida; Lamiales; Oleaceae. Gene Ontology annotation, molecular function: RNA binding.
AAAGUAUAAUUUCUAUUGAUAUGUGUGUCUGUAUGUGGUGGGGCUCUGUGACUGUGUUCAUCUAUUUUGUAGAAUUUUAUUGGAUAUUUACCUUCUUAAUGUGUAUUAUAUGUGAGUGGUUGUAAGAAUCUUAAUUUCUCGCAACUAUUUCUUUACUUUGAUCCAUAAACCUACUGAUGGGAUAAGUAACAAUGAAAUUUCUUUCACCUGUGUUUCCAUAUACACUGUAAUUCAAUCUAGUUCAUUUUCUCGGUACUGUUAAAAAUAUGAGGAAUUAUAAUUUAGUAUAUGCAUUAUGAACAUUAAUUGCGUAGUCAAAAUUUUCCCUAGAUCUAUGAUUUCCAAUCGACUUACCGCCUGUUUUAACUUUUUAUUAAACAGACAUCUGGCUACUACGUACUCGUGUACUUGUUGGACCUUGAUUUGGACCUCCAGAAGUUUAUUAUGACCAGUCAAACCGUUAUAACUAUUUGAGGCCCCAUCUGAUGACGUACUUGAUAUGCAACAAGACCUCUAGUAAUUUGGGAUUGUUAAAGUCAAAGGGCACAAAGAACAUGGAUAUGGCUUACUAACUUGAAAGAAUGAUUGAAAAGGAUUGUUGAAAGUAGCUUCAUUCUAAGACCUCACAAGUCAUGCUUCGCAAAAGUCCAAGCAUCAGCAAUUUAAAAAGAAUCAUCGCCUAUUUGUAUUGGAGAUCAGAAGAUGUCUAGUGGGCUUGGACUUGAGAAUCUUGUUGACCAAACAAUCUCAGUGAUCACAAAUGAUGGGCGAAAUAUAGUGGGAAUUCUGAAAGGUUUUGACCAGGCUACUAAUAUAAUUCUUGAUGAGUCUCAUGAACGGGUGUAUUCCACAAAGGAAGGUGUACAGCAACUUGUGUUGGGUCUCUACAUCAUCAGAGGAGACAACAUUAGCAUCGUUGGAGAACUAGACGAAGAGCUAGAUGCAAGCUUGGACUUGUCACUACUGAGAGCUCAUCCUCUGAAGCCAGUUAUACAUUGAUUUGUAACAUGUAGUGUCUAAAUAUUCUUUAGAUUCGAAGCUAGAAAAUACACCCAAAACGCAGGGGUUGGUGGGUGGGUGGGAUGAAAUGAAGAGAGUGAACAUUAUGAGAAAAAGAUCAUAUGAAUGGAGUUCUGCAGUUUGUAACUACUAACUAGCAUGUACCUUCUUGUAAGGAUUUGAACAUUCUUGCUUUGAUUUUGCAAACCCCUGUUCUAUAAUUUGUGUUU